UGAUUGGGGUGGAUUUUUUCUUUCUUCUAACCUUAAGAAAUUGUGUACGUACCUGAAAUGUGGGCUAUUACAUUCAUCGUCCUGGCUGUAGCCUCUCAAGGAGCUUUGUCCUUUAACGCCUUGCCUUUGGCUCAUCGUCAAUUGGCCAAUAUCAUGUUAAAGACUAGCGUAUCCAUGAAUGAACAUCCUGAACGUAACGUUUUGUGUUUCCCCAUCUAUUCGCAAGGAAUUGCCGAGGCCAAUGAACGUUAUGAAGAGACCUAUAAUGAAUGUCUGGAUAUCGCUUUGAAUGCCGAGAAGACCGUGGAAUCUGAAGUAGCUAAGGAUCGUAGUAAUGUUUAUCAGCAGGGAGAGGAUAUUUGCUCCUCAUUCCAGGGAUGUUCAAAGAUUGAAUCAUCAGCUGAUUACUUUCAGUGUUACCAUAAUGCGGCUGGUUCAUCUCUUACCAAUUCUUUGGAAAUGCAAACGCUUGCCAAGAGCACUAUGCAAUACAUUCAACUGAGAUAUCAAACAAUCGAAUAUGACAAGAACUAUUGCACCAACAAGAGUACUGACACCUACAUUAAGGAAUCCACAAAUCUGUACUCACAACUGGAGCAAUGUUUGGCGGGAGGAGCGCCCCCUCCUUCAACUACCACCAGCACUACUACUUUCCCAACACCUCCUCAACCAGAAUCGGAGUUUCAUUGAUUCAGUAUUAGUAGAGUCGCCCUCUAAAUGCAAAUAAUUUUGCAAUUAUAAAGAAAAGUUUAA
This is a messenger RNA of Stomoxys calcitrans (stable fly), 753 nucleotides long. RefSeq names its product protein TsetseEP-like. The coding region runs from base 58 to 690 and encodes 210 amino acids. The record is from RefSeq and is a predicted model, not a curated record. NCBI's taxonomy places the organism in Eukaryota, Metazoa, Arthropoda, Insecta, Diptera, Muscidae. The transcript is spliced from 2 exons.